This is a messenger RNA of Podarcis lilfordi (Lilford's wall lizard), 29273 nucleotides long. NCBI's taxonomy places the organism in Eukaryota, Metazoa, Chordata, Lepidosauria, Squamata, Lacertidae. The record is from the annotation of a GenBank genome assembly.
GUCGUUUCAGCGGGGAGGGAAGGAAAGACUACGACCCCCAUGAUGCUGCUCGGCAGCGAGGAGGCGGUGCCGAUGAUGACAGCGGCGGCGCAUGCGUGCUUACUCACUCUGGCUGAGGCGGAGGUGGCCGAGAGGAAGCAACGGCAGGAAUAGCAGCGGCGGCAGUAGCAGCGGCAACGAGGAGCUUCCUGGCAGCGGCCUCCGGUGAGGGGCUGGGAGGGCGAGGCGGCUCAGCCCCACUCGCACGUCGGGAGGUGGGGCGGUUUUUUGGGGGGGUUGAACAGUUUUGGGGGCUGAGAGAGGUCUGGGGGGCUUGGGGAGUUGUUUUGGGGGUUUUUUCGAAGUGUUGCGGGUCUGAGGGAAGUGGGUUGAAGGGCUGAGGGGGACAUUUUAGGGGGUCCACGACCCCUCGUGCCUUUCAGUCUCCAGCAGAGCUUUUCAGGGUUUUUAAAAAAUUAAAAUAAAUGGUUUUUUUUAAUAAAGUGGAAUUUCUGAGAAAAUUGGGAGCGGCUCUUUAAUAACGUGACAUCUUUCAUUUCCUCCCAGAAACUCGGGGUGGGGCCGUUGGUGUUUGUGGUCUCUUGUUUUCUCUUUCCUCUCCUGUCCAUUUUACCCUCGCAGCCCCCCCCCGCCCCCCGCCCGGUGAGGUAAAUUAAGACUUCAGAGACGGAGAGAGUUACUAAGCAGCCAAGUACUUGCCCAAGGCCGGCCACCCACCCACCCACUGUGAUUUCUUUCUUUCUUUCGCUAAGUGAAGACCUCUUAGUCUUCUCUCGCCACUCCUUCUAGCCCAAGGACGACUCUCAAAACCUGUAGGUUGUGGUUUAUUCAUUUAUUGUAUAUUGUAUUUUUAAUAAACCCUGCCCUUACUUGAAGGAGGAACAUAAGGUAAGCAGAGGAAGUUUCACUUCUUCUGUCCCCUUGCCCCACGAAACCAUUGUGCAAGGGAGAUCAGCCCUGUGUGGUUAAAGUGUCUGACAGGGGCCAGCAAACUUUUUCAGCAGGGGUCCGGUCCACUGUCCUUGUGGGGGGCUGGACUAUAUUUUGGGGGGCGGGGAAAUGAACGAAUUCCUAUGCCCCACAAAUAACCCAGAGAUGCAUUUGAAAUAAAAGGACACAUUCUACUCAUGUCAAAACACCAGGCAGGCCCCACAAAUAACCCAGAGAUGCAUUUGAAAUAAAAGGACCAUUCUACUCAUGUAAAAACAAGCUGAUUCCCGGACUAUCCACGGGCUGGAUUUAGAAGGCGAUUGGGCCGGAUCCGGCCUCUGGGCCUUAGUUUGCCUACCCAUGGACUAGGACCUGGUUUCAAAUCCCCAUGAAGCUCACUGGGUGACCUUAAGGGCCACUCGCUUCCUCUUAGCCUAACCUACCUAACAGGGCUAUUCCCCCCCCCAGCUGGAACUCACAGGAACUCAGUUCAGGCACCUCUCAGGUGGACGCCAUUGCUGUUAUAAGAGAACAAGGGAGGCGUUCAUGGUGAUUUCCGGCACCUCUUUUUCUAGAAAAAUAGCAUUGCUGUGAUGAUUACAGUAAAGUGGGAGGGGAAACCAUGUGGACCACCUUGAGCUCCUUGGAGGCAAGGUGGGGUAUAAUUGUAAUGAUGAUGAUGAUGUGUGACCCAGCGAUACCCAGUGGGCUUCAAGGCUGACUUGAGAAUUUGAACCCAGGACCGCCUGGUCAUAGGCCAGAACUCUAUGGGGAGGAGGGGGGUAGCUGAGUGGUGGCCUCUAGAUGUUAGACAUCCAGCUCCAAUCAUCUGUUACUGUUGACCAUGCUGUCCAGGGCCAAUGGAGAUUGGAGUCCGACAGCACAUUGGCUGCCUUUAAUACACCACUCAUUGCUAUAGUCACCUGCCUGGAAAAUGUUGGACUUGUUUUAGGGGUGCUUUAAUGGUCCCUUGGGCAAGGUAGCGUUCCUUUAAGGAUUCAGGCUUCUCUUGGGGGAGGUUUGGUGUGCUUGCACUAAGGCAUGCAUUCUAUGGUGCAACUUUUCUUCUACAGGAAAGCUAUGUGGAUGUGGGAUGGGUAUUUUGGGGUGUUGUGGUUUCCCCUCCCAAGAAAGGGGGGCUGCUGAGUGAUCAGAGCUGUUGGCAAAAUUGUGCAUUGGGAAGUAAGUCCCCCCCCGCCCACGGGUGUGGGUAUAUAUGUUUGUGUGUGAGGGGUCCUCCUUAUACAAGAAAAGUAUACCCCUAAGUCCCUUCUUCUGGGGAAGGUUUCUCAACUUCGCCAAGCUUCCAGGAGGCAUUCCAUUGGCAGUUGGUUGGAAUCAGGAUGCUAGGCUAGGUAGGUUUUUGGUCCAAUCCAGCGGUGUGUUUCUUACUGUCUUAGCAGGGUUGCCUUUUCUUGACAGAGGUCACCAGGCAUCUGAGGUCUAGCCACUUUUCACUUGAGGGGUCUGAGCUGCAAGAAUCUAUCACCCUUCGAGUAAACAGGCCUGCCUCUGGGGUGGCUUGCUGUUUGGCUGACUUGAUAGCUAACUUUAUGGUCCUAGACAGCUAUUCCCCAUGCUGGAAAUUUAAUGGUGGGAAAUUCCUCUCCUUUAACAUUCACAUGUCAACUAAUUGGGGAAGGAUGAGUAAUAACUGUGUGUGUAUACGUGAGAGCAGAGGGGAUAGAUGUCAUCCAGCUGCUUCUCAGCACCUCUUGUGUGUCAUUCUCGGCUCCAUUUACUUACAUUGGGUAAUCAUUCCAUGUUGCUAGAAAGGCAUGUGGAACUGCUUCCCCUACAUUUAAUACCCACCCCAACACCACAGGCCUUAGUGGAGUAUUUGCAUGUUUCUGGACUUCAUUUUCUUCCACAUCUCCACAGUGUUGUUGGAAGUGGCUUCUGCAAUUUGCCUGUGAAAGGGUUGACCCUCUUCGUUCUCUUGCCAGGGUUGUUAUGAAGAGCGACAAAAUAAUCACAGCACUCUAAGUUUCUCAGAGUGGGUUACAACAUCCGAACACAGCACAGUAUUAAAAACAAUUUAAAGCGACUUACACAGGUGGGUCCUGAAAACACAUAGCUCAGGUGUCUUAAACCAGGGUUAAUUCAACAUUUUCCAGAAACUGCUGAAUGAAAGUGCCAGAUGUACCUCUGUGGAGAAGGAGUCACACAAUUUAGGCGCUGCCACCCCCACUCUAAGCUUCUGCAGAACUACUAAGGGGCUCCUGCCCAUCUUAGCAACUGAGAGGGUCUGCAGGGAAUGCGGUAGUCUUUCAGUUAUUUGGGGCCUAAGUCAUUUAGGGAUUUAAACACUACUGUGAGCACCUUGAAUUGGGCCUGGAAAUGCACUGGUAGCCAUUGCAGCUGUUUUAGAACAAGGGUUAUAUGAGAUCUAAAUGCAAUCCCAACCAGUAAUCUGGCUGCAGCAUUUUAGACCAGCUGAAGUUUCCUUCCAAGGGCAGCCCCAUUAAGGGAGAGUUCAACCCUUUCCAAAACAGACAACCAGCCUAAUUAAAAAAAAAAAAAAUACUGAAAGAGUGUUCUUUUGAGCCCUUAGGCAAAAUCAUAUGUAAAUACCAGUAAGUGGAAGCAUGCAUCAGAAAUGUGAAAUGGCCUAUCCUCUCGAGUGCUUGAAAAUGUUCAGCAGCAAACUAGUGCUGGUCACUUUUAAACCCUCCGUAGCUGGGGUGGGCUAAUACUGUGGCCCUUUGGAUGUUGUUGACCUCCAGUUUCCAUCAGUCCCAGCUAGCGUGACCAACAAUCAGGGGUGAUGGGGGGUUGUACUGCAAUGUCUGGAAGGCCACGAGUUCCCCAUCUAUGUUGAACCGAAGAUGAGACUGUUCUCGGAAGGCCCUCAAGGCCAUCUUGAUAGUCAAAAUAACUUUGAAACUAAUUGGUAGUUGUUGCAAGAAUGCGCUCACACAUGUAUGUUCAUUUGCUUGGAUAUCUGCUAAUUGGCUUGUUUUGGUACUAUGUUUUUCUGUGGGCCCUGAGAUCCUGGCUCUGGGCCCAGAGAGGGGAGUUAUCUGCGAGCCUUGGAUAGUUGCCACCAAUGCCCUCAAGGGUCAGGUGGGUUGAUGGGAGGUUCUGGCCAAGCUGACAUAUGCAGCUUCUUUUAUAAGUAAUGUAUACAUGUUUACCUGCGUGUGGACAAGUCAUGGCGACUGCUUGUUGCUGCUGUGUUCACCCCGUGACUGUAAAGGCAGCAGGGCUCUUUACUCCAUGUUGCAAGUUUACACCUUUCUUUAAUAAAGCACUGGAACUGGCCACUUUAGUGUUUUUAAGAUCCUCCUUUGGUAUCCCUGCACCAGACUACUCCCACAAGCCCCACUUGGUGCUUGCAGUUUGGGACACCAUCCCUUCUCUUGAGGCAGGAGUGCACUGUGUAGUUGUAGCAGCAAAUGAUGAAGCAAAAGCAAAAUGCCCAAGUACAUCUUAGAUAUAUGGUGGUAUCUCUGGUUACGUACUUAAUUCAUUCCAGAGGUCCGUUCUUAACCUGAAACUGUUCUUAACCUGAAGCACCACUUUAGCUAAUGGGGCCUGCCGCUGCGUGAUUUCUGUUCUUAUCCUGAAGCUAAGUUCUUAACCCGAGGUACUAUUGCUGGGUUUAGCGGAGUCUGUAACCUGAAGCGUAUGUAACCUGAAGUGUAUGUAACCCGAGGUACCACUGUACUUUAAACUGCAGCCUCCUUGAGGCAGGGGUCUUUCCUUUUAUUGCUUUGUAAAAGUGCCACCAAUAAGGGGCAUCAGGGUGCCAUUUAUUUUUUUUAGCCCUCCAGGUUGACUCUCAAUUGACCUACAAACCUAGGUUACUCAACAGUACCAUUCUAUGUAAGCUGGUUAUAUUUUGCUUGUAUGCUGAGUUUCGAAGCAAAGUAUUUUCUGAGGGGAGAAAACUCUGUGUUUUGAUUUGAAAACAGCUUCUUCCACUCUUUACAGCACACAGCAAAAGCUUUGGUGACCUCUUUCCUCCCUCCUGGUGUCAUUUGUUCACAUUUGAGUUCAAUGCAUCCAGCUUGAAAGGGGGUGCAUGUGCUGUCAGCUUUGGACUGGGGACCAGAGUUCAUGGUCUCAUGUAUUUCACCAGCUAUGACCUUGUGGACCAUUUCCUGGCUCAUAGCUUUUUUCCUGCAAAGCUUUUGGAACAGGCUCCACAGCUCUCCUGUUUCCUUGAGGAACAGUGAAAGCAAAACGGAUACAAGAAUAAAACCGAAACCUUCUGAUCUUAUAAAAUCAGCCUGCAUGAAAGCCUUUGUGCCAUUGGUUAGAAAGAUACCACCACCACCCGCUCUUUGUCCACACAUGCUGGGCCCAGUACAACUGAUCUUUCCUCUUUGCCCUCCCAACAGCCCCAGGAGAAGGAAGCAGUUCUUUUGUGGAGCCUCUCUGCUUUGAAAGGGAAAACUUUCUUUCUGAGCUUGUCCUAGAUUCUUUCCUGGGUGGAAAAAAAACCUGGUUAUUUGACCUGCUUCUUCCUUGUUCCUACCUCCUUUCCAAGUGCCAUGCAGGGCUGAUGCUGUCAGAGACAGGGUUCUUGGGCAGCAGUUGGAAAGGGCAGAAGGAGGCUUUGCCUGUGUGCUUGUAGCAACUGUCAAAACUACUUGUUGCCACCAGCAGCCAGAGGCUUCACCCACAUGAAGCCAUGUUCCCAGGCUCCUACAUGAACCAAGCAGACCAGAGCAAUCCUAGUUGUUUGGGGUUUGUUUGUUUUUUAAUUACCUGCUUUUGUGUUGUUACUUGAUCUUCCCAUAGGGACAGAGGACGAAUUCAUUCUGUCCGCUUUCCACAGUGGUGCAGUUGUGGAUUGGAACAUAGUGUGGAUUUGUUUGGAUCUUUGCAGUGCAAUUUCGGUCCAUGCAACAUAUGCACAAUACAGUGGUACCUCUAGUUAUGUAUUUAAUUCAUUUUGGGGUGCUGUGUGCACCCCGAAAAAUCUGUAACUAGACAUGCCACUUCUGCGCAUGCUCGUGGCCCUGUAAAGUGCUUCUGCGCACGCGCACAGAGCUCUUCUACGCAUGCUUCCGGGUUUGCCGAGGCCGUAACCUGAAGUUUCUGUGACCUGGAGGUUACGCAACAUGAGGUACCACUGUGUGUAUUUGUAUUUUUUAAAGUAUUUUACGGGGGGCGGGGUAGAGAUUCAAAAAAUGUGUACAUUGCAUGCAGAGUGUGCAUAAAAAGGAAUUUAUAAUUUAAAUGCAGAUGUUUUUGUGCAUUCUUUCAUAAACACCACACAAGAUGGGACAAAUUGAGUGCCAGUGAAACUGAAAAUGAAACUGAAAAUGGGCAGAGUUACGCUGAUUCAGCUCAGCUCUAACCUUCCACUCAUUUUUAUUUUAAUUCAAGAGUCUAUUAUGAAGUUAAAAUAAGAAUGCAGUAGGAAAUAUGAAAUGAUGAUGAAGAAGAAGAAAAUUUGCCCCUCAUUAAUCAUUAUUUUUAGGAACAUAGAAAGUCAGAUCAUUGGGUCCAUCUAGCUCAGAAUUGUCUACACUGACUGACAUUGACUUUCCAGGGUUUCAAGCAGUGGAUGUUCCCAGCCCUACCUGAGGUUGAGCCCUGGGACCUUCUACAUGCAAAGCAAAUGCUCUAACCACUUAGCUGAAGUCCUUCUGUUCUUGCUCAUAUACCAUUGUAUUGGUAGAGGGUGAUAUUACCAUGUAUACUGUAUUUGUUUGGCACCCACUUGUUUGAACCUUGAGUAACAACACAGAGUCUCAAUGCUAACAUUUCCCCCCUUUUAACUUGCAGAUGUGACAAGCUGCUGUUGCCAAAGAUGAAAAAUUGAAUUCUGACUUGACACCAUCCCGAACCUUCCAUAUUCCCCCCACUUUUUUUUUGGAGGAAGGGCAAAAAGCCCAUUGAAGAUGGCAACUUUGCCAGGUACCUCCACCGGACCUCCCCCGUCCCUGCCAGAUCCAGGAGUGGCCGUAUGGGAGUGGCAGGAUGAGUUCGGCAGGUGGAGGCCGUACCCAAGCGGCGUGUGCAGCUACAUCGAGCAGUCCUUCCAGGCUCUCAUGGCAAAAGGGAGGCAGUCGCUGCCCUCCUGGCCUGCCAACGGCAGCAUUCCUUUGGGGCAAGCAGAUUCCACGCUAGCACCUUACAUCAUCGACAUACCGAAUCUCACGCAGUUCCGGCAAGAUACAGGUAGGAAAGCGGCUGAGCCAGCAGUGGCCCUUCUCAUAACACUAGAACUCAGGGACAUCCGAUGAAGCUGGAUAUUGGAAGAUUCAGGACAGACAGAAGGAAGGACUUAUUCACACAGCGCUGAGUUAAAUUAUGGAACUUGCUCCCACUGGAAGCAGUGAUGGUCACCAAUCUAGAUUGCUUUAAAAGAGGAUUAGACUAGGGCCGGAUGAGAUUAUGUAGAGGCGAAUACUGUAGGGCUGGGCAAUAUCUGGUUUGCAACAUUGUGAUAUAUCACCAGAGAAACAUCACAAUAUAUUGAUCUAUCAUGAUGGCUUAAAUAAGGAUUGAGCUAUGUAGAGGCAUUGGCUGGCUUCAUGGUUUUUCCCUCAUCGUGAUUUUUGCAUCACACACAGAUACAUGUCAUGAUUUGCAAUAUAUUGGCCAGGUCUAAAAUUAUGAAACCGUUAUCACAAUACAGACUUCAAAACGGUUUUGGAUGAUGUAUCAAUAUAUCGCCCAGCCCUAGUGGGUAAUAGCCAACAAAGUCAUACUCGAAGUAAACCCAUUAAAAUGGAUGGCUUAAAGUUACCAAGAUGCACCAAUUGCCUACUUAGAGUAGGACAAACAAUGUGUGUGUGUGUGUGUGUGUGUGUGUGUAUACACGUAUACACACACACACACACACACACACAAAUUGGGGGUGGGCAGGAAACCUAGCAGGAAAUGCCUAUCCACAAAACUUUGUAAUUGCAAUGUAAAAAAACCCAGGCAAUCUGGGCUGUUCAUCAGAAGCCAGAGAGAAUGGCAGGAAAUCUUCCUUCCUGAGUUUCUGAACAUCUUUGUAGAAGGGAGCAACAGAUGCAAAGUCAGGCCGCAGGAGUGUGGCGCUUCAGCUGUCGGCAGUGGACAGAUUAGCAGAUUAGCAGAUGUAGGGGUAGCAAACACUCUCUGGUUGCUGCUGGACUACAGCUCCCAUGAUCCCUGGCCAUGUUGGCUGAGGCUGGUGGGAGUUGGAGUCCAGGAGCAUUUAGAGGACAUUGUGACUUGAGCCCAGGCUGCCUGAAAGGUCCCAUCUCCAUAUGUGAACCUGCUUGGGAGCUAAGAUCCUCAGGUAAGCACCUUCACUCUGUCCCAUCAACAUCAGAGGUACAGCAGGUCCACAGGAGAAAGCCUUUUUUUGUGGCUGCUCCCAGGUUGUGAAAUACCCUCCCAAGAGAGGUCAGACUGGGUUCCUCUUUGUUACCCUACCACCAGUAGGCCAAGACCUUCCUGUUCAGAUGGGCCUUUGGAAACUGAGGUGCAGACCAUGCUUACCACUGGGCUGCUGUCAGGGCAAACCCAGUGUUAACUGCUGUCUCUAAGUGUGUUGUGAUAUAUUUUGACUAUUGUUUUCAACUAGGUUGGUUUUAUUAUUAUGUAUUUAAUAAUGAUGUUUUUAAAUGUUGCAAGCUGCCUUGAAUCCCUACUUGGGAGAAAGGCAGGAUAGAAAUACAUUAAAUAAUAGAGGAGCUGAACAAGAAUGCAGGUCAGUGUUGGGUCUUCUGUUCUCUGUUAUUUAGAUUAAGAGUUACAGGUGUCUCCAACCUGGAGGAGGAGGAGGAAUGUUCCUUUGGCCCCAGGAUCCCUUUCCUCUUCACAGUAGGGUUAGCCAAAGUGGCAUUGUUGGACUCCAACUCUUAUCAGCACCAGCCUGCAUGGCCAGCAGAGAAGGAUGAUGAGAGCUGUAGCCCUACGACACUUAGAGUCCACCACAUUCUCUGUUCCUGUCUUGCAGGAACAUCGUGUUCAGGGAGACUUCUGUUAUGAGCUGAAGAAUUUAGCUGGUUAUGUCUCAGUCAGUCAACUGAAGGAGAAGAGCCUUAAGGCACAGAAACAACGGGGCUGUUAAUCCCGUGUCCAAAUACACAGGACAAUGCAUCAGAGCCCAAGAACCCAUUCCAGCCUGACAAGAGCACUCAAGGUUGGAGCAAAGCAUAGUCAUUGAAGGGUGUAGACCUGAGGACUGGGUGAUUUGCCAAGCCUUGGGAUACCAAAAUACUCCAGAUCAUUAAGAUCAAGUGUUUUCCUUAGCAACUGGGGCCUGGACCUCUGUCGAAAGAUGCAAGGCUUGUUCCUUACCAUUGUUCCUCAUCUUACAAAUUGCUGGUACCCCUUUUCUCUCCUUGUAGGGACCAUGCGCUGUGUGCGCAGACACGUUUUCCAGUUGGAUUCAGCCCCUGGGCAGGGAGUCGUCUGGGAGUGGCAGAAUGAUGACGGCGGUUGGUUCCCCUAUGAGAUGACCGUCUGCAUCUACCUGGAGCAAGCCUUCACGGUCAGCACCCCCCAGGCAGAUCUUGGGCUCUUUGGCUACAAGUACAGCAUCGAUUUCGUCUCGCAGACCCAGACCAACAAGGCCACGGGCUACCAGCGGAGAAUCCGGAGGCGGGUGGAUUCUCCCUACCCAGUCACCACAGUGACGGGGCCUCCUCAUUCAGGACCCUCAUGCACAUGCCAGCAGUGUUUGUUGAACAGUGGGACUGGCCCCAUUACAUCACGGUUCCGGCACUCCAUGGUGAACCUCCCUGGACCCUCCGCCGGAACCGCUCCCAGACCCUCUGCUGGGAAUCUGGGGACUGGCAGGACAGCAGGGCUCAGUUCCUCUCUGGUGGGCUUUGUGCCUUAUAACAAGCCAGCCCUGUCCGGAGCACGGUCGAUGCCAAGGCUGAAUGUACACAGUGCCGGGGCAGCACCACAGUCCGGAGCCGUCGCUGGGCCAAGCCCAGCAAACACCACAUCAAAAGGAGUCAGGUGAGCUAUGUUUGUUGAUCUACUCUUGAGUUGCUAACAUCCUUUCUAAGCCAAGGGUGGGGAGCAUCAGGCCUGCGGGCCAAAUCUGGCCCUCCAAAACUCUGUAUCUCAGCCUUGGGACUCUCCCCCAGGCCACCCCCCUCUCCCACUCUGCUUCACAACCCACCAAUAGCUUUGUCCUGUGCAAAAUUGUGUGUUCUCCUUUUAAAUCCAACCAGGUUAGACAGUCACUAUGUUUUCUGGUAUUAAAUUCCAUACUUCAGCUAUGUGUUGUCUGAAUUAGGACUUCCUUUCGUCCUGAAUCUUCCACCCUUCAUUGGAUGUCCCUAGGUUCUCAUAUUAUGAGAGAGGGCGAGAAAAGCAUGGAUCCUGUAGGGGGGUGGGAAGCAAGUUGUCACUGUGAUUAGGAUAAAAGUAUGUUUAAGGCUCUGUUUAUUAGGAUGAGGCAGUUGCAUUGGAGAAGCCAGACUCUUCUGAGCUGAUCAAUUGGGUGUUCUGCUUACGUGCAGCUUUUAUAGAGAAAGCAAAUUCAUCACAAGCCAUGCACAAUUUCUUUAUAUCACAGUCUCCCCUCCACCCCAACUCACCUUUUUUUCUGAACGAAAAAGACCCGGAAUGUUAUAGCCUUUCCGGUGGGGGAGUUGUUCCACCCGCCUGAUGGUUUUGACUGCCCUUAUUCUGCACCUUUUCCAGCUCUGCAAUAAACUUUCUUAGAAGCGUCAACCGGUAUUCCAUGUGUGGUCGUGCCACAGGCAUUAUGAUAUCAGCAAGGUGUGGAAGGUGUCAGGCCCUUUCCUAAUGAUCCCCAACAUGGGGUUUUCCUUUGUCUCUCCUUCUGCACACUGGAUUCAGGUAGCAGGAGAUGGAAAAUAUUCCCUCUGCCUGAGACUCUGGAGUGCCACUUCCAAUCACUGUGAACCCACUGCUGAUGGUUCCCCCCUCUCUCUUGUAUGGCGUUGUUUAUCUGCUGUACAAGAGCCUCUGAAGCCUGCAGCUGAAAUAAUGUCAAUCUCCCAAUCUAAUAUUUGUUGGAAAAGAGAUGCAACUUCAGCACAGUGAAAAAAUAAAAUAGAAUUGUUGAUAGUUAGUUGACUCUCUUUCAGCCCAGGGGUGGGGAACCUCCCUCCCAGGGGCCAAAUGUACCCCAUGCCCAGUCCCCUCUAACUGGCCCUUAUUACUCCUAAGGCCACAACUCUUACCGGCCCAGCUUCACAUCCUCCUUGAGGGUUUCUGCCUGAUUGAAAUGUAGCUUUAAACUCUGAUCGUGUCUUUUUCUUGCCUGGAUGGAAGAUAGUGUGGGGUACCUGAGUGUGAAGAAACUAGCUUCCUGUAAUAAUAUAAAAAUCACAUUCAUUGUUCCACACAAUUUUGCCUGUGGCCUCAUCCAGCACUGGUAUGUGACCCUCGGAAGCUUGCUCAGAAGGGUAUGCAGCCAUUAAGUUUUAAAAAAGGCUCCUCACCCCUCUUGUAGAAAAUGCAGGGUUAAAUCGUCUGAGCUGAUAUCAGGCAGCUUCCUACGUUCCAGUGACUCUUUCCUUCAGGACACAAUCUUACCGGCUGUCGGGCAUUUGGGUAAGCCAUGUUGACUGCAACAUGCUCUUAUGCUCUCUUGGUGGCAUGGGUUCACACAUUCGGAUGCAAGUAUUUAGUAUCCAAGUGAUUCACCCUGCGUGUGUGAACUGGCUUUCAGGUUAGGGUCACUGUAUUGCUGCUGCUGCUGCUCUUUAUGAGGUGUUUAGACUUCCUCUUUCACUUGCCUGUGCUAAGUGGGGAUCAGGCCUUGAAGCUGAUGCUGGUGUUUGGGGGACUAGGUAGAAGCUUAAGCUGUGGAAAGGUCCUGUUUCAGCACCAGCAGACAGCCCUGGGCAGCUUUCCUCCACAUAAUAGCCUCCUGUCGGAAGUGUGUAAUUACUUCUGUCCGGGCUCACAUACUUGAAGCUAGCAAAAACCCACCUUCAAACAGAAUAUUCCCAUGUAUGUGAUUAAAGGAAAUCUGAGCAGCCAGCCAUUGCUAUCCAGCUCUUGGGCUGUGCUGUUUGUUGGUCAGCACCACAGAUUAAAAUAUUUCUUAUUUUUGUUAGAUUUUGAAACUUUUCAUUUUUUUGCGCACAGCAAAAAGCCCCCCUAGAGCUGCAGACAGUGUCUUUAAUCUGACUGUGAAGGUUUUGUUUUAUGAAUCAGCCUAGAUACAAAGCCAGGAAAUAUUGGAUCAGAUCAGAACUGUAGAGUUGUAAGGAACCAAAAGGAUCAUCUAGUCCAACCUCCUGCAGUAUAGGAAUUUUUGCCCAGCAUGGGCUCGAACCCAUGACCCUGAGAUUAAGUCUCAUGUUUUACCAACUGAGCUGUCCCAGCACUUGGUGGUGGUGUUGCAAGAAAACUUGGUAUAUCUUGAGCUGGAGUAUAAGAAGCUGGUACUGGCUUGGAAUUUAACUUCCUGAGAAUCAGCUGUUUUCUUUUUCUAAAAAAGCAAGUUGCUGUGUGUGAGUGUUUUAAACUGGGCAGUACUUGUUGAAAUCUCAGAAAGCCAAUAAUAUAUCCUGCUGAAUAGGUUUUGCAGUGGUGGUGAUGGAGUUGUGUAUGCCUCAUUUCCCCCAUCUGAUAAAAUCACUAUAAACUGUGCCCAUGUGUACAGUUUGCUUGAUUUAUCAAUGGUUGUAGGAGUCAGCUGUUCAGGGGGCCAAACCUUUUAGCCUAGAGCAUGUACAGCCCUAGGUAUGUCUGGUUCUCUUGCUUAUUCCUUGUGGUUGCUAUAAUUAUCCACUUUAAAACACAUUCAGUAACAUUGUCCUCUUCUCUCUCCAGUGUCCCAAAGCUACCAGUGAACAUGUCCAGACACAGCAAAGUGAGCCAAGCUCUGGCAGGUAAAUGGCUCCUGUUAUUUCUUUUUGUUGUCCCCCCGCCCAUGGCUUACACUGGCAACUGGGAUUACAAGGAACUGGCAUCCUCAUACCCGGUGCUGCUUGGGAAUUCUAAGAAACAAAAAAGGUGCAGUUAUGAAAGGUUCAGUCCACCAUCUUGAUUCAAAAUGGCAUCCAGUUGGCACAGACAAAAAUCUGCUCCUUGAUCUCAGGACCCAUCAUGCAAAGUGUGGUUAAAAUCCAUGCAGGUUUGAGAGAUUCAGUCUGCCAUCUUGAUUCAAAAUGGCGUCCGAUUUCAUCCAAGCGUAGACAAAAACGGGAUUGUAGUCAGCUAACUUUUACUCAGAGUGGACCCAUUGAAAUUAACCAACCUAAGUUAGUCAUGGCCAUUAACUUCAACUCUUGAGUAAAAGUUAGUUGGAUACAUUGAUCCCAGAAACCAUUAUGCAAAAAAAAACAAAAAAUGUUGCAAUAUCUCUUAGAGGUGUUCAGUUGCUUAGCAAAAAGACAAAAUGGUGCCCUCACUGAUGAUGUGGGACUUCAACUCCCAUCAGCCUCAGCCAGUAUGAUAAAUAGUCAGGAAUGAUGGGUGUUGUAGUCCAGCAACCUUCUGGAGGGCCACAGGUUCCCUAUUUUUAGCAGUUACCUGUGUCCUGUUAGGGUAAACAUAUUGCCUGCUUCUUCCUGAACGUCCCUAAGUCCACUUCACAAAAUGAGGAUUUCUGAAUUCUCAAUAGAUUGUCUUUCCAUACUUGAUACAGUUUCCCCUCACCCCUUCUGCUUCUCAGAAGCUGCUACUGCUACUGGAAUUCAGACCAUUGGUCCCCUUUCCCUGACAGAGGUAUUGAGAAGACUGCCUUUCCGUAGUUAAAACCAUGCCUAAGGCGGCUUACAACAUGAAAAGAUGUACACAAUUGCAAAAGUACAACAAAAGUAGACAUAAGCAGAGAAAGUAAAAGCAUAUAAACAAUCUGCACCUAAGUCAUAAUAAAAUCUAAAAUUAAAGAUACAAGAAACUGUUAUUAAUAGUAGCAAGGUUAAGCCUCUCCAAAAUUAAGUCAUAACCACAACAAAAAACCCUAAACAAUAACCCGCAGGCAUCCUGAGAAGCAGGGCUUGAAGGACUCGCAGCCAAAAUAGGCCCUGGCCUCUUAGGCAGUCUCAGCUUUUGUAGCUGCAGUCAAUCAGUCAGGACUUCACCCUCCCCAGCUAGGUAGCAAGCCAGGGAGCAGGGGUUGCAGGACUCACAGCCAAGAUGUACCCCUGCCCCAUAUAUUCCAUAAGAUGCUCGGACAAUCUAAGGGGAGGCUACAGUCCACAAAUUCUCUUCCAGGUGCUAUAUGUUUCGAUUGCAUACUACUUUCCCCUGUGGCUGGCUCUGUGCAUUGUGAGAGUCUGCCUUAAUUGGGCAGAGUCUCACUGCAAUGAGGUGCAAGGAAGAAAAGCCCAGGAGGGUGUGGGGACACCCAGUGAAGUCAUAAAAUGGGAGAUGGAGGGUGCACUUCUGGAAUCCCCCCACCCUUAAAAAAGAAAGCAGGGUGUGGUCUUCUUUUUCUCCAAAAUCUGUUCACCACCUAUCCUUCCCUGACUCUGAAAAGCAGGUGGCUGGUCUCCAACAUGGGUGCUUAGGAACAUCAAUGAGUCUUGCUGCUUCUACAUGCCUCAGAAACACUUUGCAGCUGCUGGGAUGAUAUCUUGCCCAUUUCUCGCUUUGGGACUUGAGUAGGCACUGCAGCAGCCCUCAUUAUGGUCGUCAUCGUGAGUGUGGGCCUCAGGACUCACAUGAACUUGGAGUACCCUAGAAUCCUCUGCCACACACAAAUUCUGUUCUGUGUCAUCGGCUCAGGGCUUUUCAGCAACCAGCUGAACUUAGGAGAGAUCCCUUGAAAAACAGUGGUGUGUUUGUGACUUCUUGUUGUAUUAUGUAUUAGUCUGGUUCAGAUGACUUGUCUCAAUCACUAGAUUGAGAAUGGACUGUAGGAAGCCUUGCAUGCCCCACCCUCUAAAUCUCCAGCUUGAUCGUGCUUUGUUGUUGUUGUUAUUUUGUGAAUGUUGGUUAGAUCAAGCCACAGUUCCCCCAAGCUUGUAUGUCACAUGGAACUAUUGCUCAUUCUAAAGUAAAAAUGGAAGCUUUUGCUGAACUGAAGGCUGGGAGCCUGCAUUCCCCGUCACCAGUAAUGUGCUUUUCUGGGAAAAAGUUAGUUGGGAAAAUUCCCCUGUGCCAAUUAACCUUCCUCAAGCUUGUGCCUUCCAUUUAUUUUGGACUUCCAGUUCCCAUCCGCCCUAGCCAGCAUGGCCGCUGCUCAGAUCUGCUGUGGCCCUCCAGAUGUUGUGGGCUACAAAUUCCCCAUCCCUGAUUUAUGUGGUCAUUUGAAGUUGGCAGCUGUGAACAUGUCUGCUGCUUGACUCGCUUCCUUGCACCCCACCCCCCAAAUUCCACCCUUUUGAGAGAAAGUGAGUUUCUAGGUGUCUCUGUCUUACCCAUCUAUAUCCCCACCCCCUUCCAAUACUGAAUCACCUCCUUUUCCUUUUGUGCUUGUUUUAUGAUUUCUUUUUACAUUGGUCAAAUCAAUUUCUCAAAUCAAGGUUUCCUUGUGUUAUUUCCUGGCAAAUUGUGUGAUGCAAAUUUUCUUUUCGCUCCUCCUUCCCUCCCUUCCCCACCUUGCAUGCUGAUCUCGUGCCCCCCUGUAGGCAUGAUGGCCUUUCUGAUGUCAGUCCCUGGAUUCCCUGUGCACCUCAGCCUGGCACCUCAGCCCGCCAGAGCCCCUAGAGCCUCUAAAAAACACAGCUCAGUUAAGGAGGGGAGGAGGAGAGAGAUCGCCAAAGGUAGCCCACUUGCUUGGAUUCCUCAGGGGGGCGGGUUGUGGGGGAGAUCUCCUCCCGGCUGCCGCCACCACCUCCUCCUUGCGGCAUUCUGCUCUCCUUUCCUUCCUCCUUUCUGGCUUCUCUGGCAAAUUGGAUAGCUUUGGACGCUCUUUGGAUGGCCUGGCCCUUGUCUGCCGCAGAGGGUCUUGACGCGAUCUUUGCCUACACGCUGCUGCUUUGUAGUCUCUCCAGAAUCUGCAUGACAUUUUCUAAAGCCGCCUCUGUGCUCCCAAACAGAGAAGUCGGGUGGUCUCCAGGCUUUCUAUGCUUAGAAACCAAGGUACACACAAGAACGAAGGGAAGGGUGGAGGAGGAGGAGGCUAUAUUUACAGUAUCGGAGGCUCCUGUUGCAGCUUAUCAGAUUAGCUGAGGUUCACCUUCUGGUGGCUGACACAAAAACGGUCUCCGAUGGUUAAACUGGUAUUAGUAAAAUGUUUUGGGCUGAACGGCGGCUCAGUGAUACCUUGGUUGCAGCUGGGUUUCCCGGGUUUGCUAAUGUGCAUAAUACUGACCCCCUUAAAAAUGUUUGUGUCCUUUAGUCUUAGGGCUCAUCCAUCACGGCUCCUCUUAAUUUGUUCAUUUAGAAAGAUUCUCAGAUCACUUAAUGAUAAAUCAAGUUCCUAUUUGUUGCCAUUGUGUUUGUUAUGCUGAGACACAUUUCCCCUUAGGGAUGUAAGAAGAGCCUGCUGGAUCAAGCCAAUGGCCCAUCUAGUCCAGCCUCCUAUUCUCAAACGACCUGCAGAGGAGUGCAGGGGAGCGUGCCGGACGCUGAACACUAAAGCAAUAAAUCUAUCCUAACAAAAGUGACCACCCAGAUGCCCAUUACGGGAAACCCUCAAGCAGGAUCCAAGUGCAAGAGCCCUCUCCCCACCUGUGGUUUCCAGCAACUGGUAUUUGGAACCGUUAUUGCCUCCAUCUGGCUCAUCCUAAAAAGAAAUUCCAAAAUCCCUGUUUUGCCCAGCCCCUUUGCUUUCAGCCUUCUCCAACAGCUGGUGCCUUCCAGAUAUUUUGGGCUGCCAGACGAUCGAUGGGUGUUGUAAUGCAAAACAACUGAAGAAUCAUAAAAUCUUAGAGUUGGAGUGGUUCCCAAGAUCAUCUAGUCCAACCCCCUGCAAUGCAGGAAUCUCAGCUAAAGCAUCCAUGUCAGAUGGCCAUCCAGCCUCUGCUUAAAAGCCUCCCAUGAGAGAGAGUCCACCACCUUCCAAGGGAGUCUGUUCUGCUGUUGAACAGCUCUUGCUGUCAGAAAGUUCUUCCUGAUGUUUAGCCUCAAUCUCCUUUCUUGUAACUUGAAUCCAUUGGUUUGGGUCCUACCCUCCAGAGCCGGAGAAAACAAGCUUGCUCUAUUUUCCAUGUGACAGCCCUUGAGAUAUUUGAAAAUGGCUAUCAUAUCUCCUCUCAGUCUCUUCCUUUCCAGGCUAAACAUACCCAAUUCCCUCAACAGUUCCUCAUAAGACAUGGUUUCCAAGUCCUUGAUCAUCUUAGUUGUCCUCCUCUGCACACGUUCCAGCUUGUCAAUAACUUUCUUAAAUUGUGGUGCCCAGAACGGGACACAGUGCGCUAGCUGUGGGCCUACCAAUUCGGAAUAGAUUGGUACAAUUUCUUCCCUUGAUCAGGACACUGUAAUUCUGUUGAUGCAGCCCAGAAUAGCAUCACAUUUCAAAAGAGAUAUACUAGGGGGAUCGUUCCAAUAGGGCAAUGAUUUCAGCAUUCCAGAAGCAAUUAUCCUCACCCCGUGUUGCUACCUUAGGGCUUUUCUCAACCCCACAAGAGGCAAUUUUGGGUGGGGUGGGGGGAGAGCAGAGGGUGUUGUUGCAGAAAGGAAAGCUAUUGGGCAGCACCUCCACUGGUGUGACUCCUUAGCUGAAUCCCAUCCACUGCUUUCUGAUAGGUUUCCAGACAUUUUUGGGCCACUGACCUCUUGGUUCCAUAAACUCAUCCCCAGUGCCCUUUACCCUACCCUAUAAAACAGGCAUAGGCCAACUCUGCUCUCCAGCUCCUGUUGGACUACAACUCCUAUCAUCCCUAGCUAACAGGACCAGUGGUCAGGGAUGAUGGGAGUUGUAGUCCUAAAAACAUUUGGAGGGCCAAGUUUGCCUAUGCCUGCUAUAAAAAGUAUUAUUCAGUAGGGCAGUUUGCACAACCCACUAAGGAAGAUAAUAAUACAGUAACAUUCAAGCCAGUUGCAAUUAAUUGCACAUUUAGUUAAAAAAUAAAUAUUUGCAGAAAUAGAUGUAUGUUCUGAUCUAAUGUAGCUAAAGAAGAGGAAGCAAAGAAUUGUGCAUGAAAAAUAUUUUUACUCAGUCUUGCCAACGACAGCAUACAGGUGAAGGAAAUUUAGAGCAGUAUAUAUUUAUAUAUGGGUACGUACCAAACAUACACAAGUCUUUGCCUACUGUAGAUGUACAGUAACUAAUUUAUAAGAAAAUCAAUAGCUGUUUAUAAUAAUUGGCUGUCUUGUGACUUGCAAAGUCAGAAUCAUAAAUACAAACAAAUGUGACCAAAGGAAAUAGCUUUGAAAGUGGUAAGAGCAGUAAAACAAGUACAAAGAGAGGAAGGGGCUUUGCUUUAGGCUCUAGACUGGUCAGAACCCACUGUAAAGAACCACUGUCCUAAUGUUUUCUCUCUGCAUUGCUCUGCAAACCCGCAUUUUUGCAUUUUCGGAGGUGGUAUUCUGGGUCCUUAGCUCUGGGCAGUUUGUGGACAACCUGCUUACCUCUCCUGCCAGUAGCUUAAGGCACAGGUGGGGAACCUGUGGCCCCCUGGCUAUUAUGGGUCUUCAUUCUCAUCACCCCUCUAGUCUGACCCCAGUGUCAAUGGGGCGUUGCAGUCCAGCAAAAUAUGGGGAGCCACCCCUGGUUUAAGGGUAGUGUUGCAUGUCACUGGCCAGCUGCAUCUGCUCUCUGGGAUGAGGGGAGAGGACUUUGCAUAUGUUCAGAGGUGCUCUUCUCCCCAGUAGACAACUGUAGCGGACUUCCGGGUUGGUGCGAACAGCUAAUGGCGGAUUCUCUCCGAGCUCCGGAGGGAAUCGGCUCCGCUGGGGACGGGUCUUGCCGCGACGGCGACGCGGAGACCCUCAAAAACCGCAGGCGCGGAUGCCUGCGGACCUGGUGACUCGGUGGGCACCUUAAGCGCCCCCCCGACCCACGAAGAGCCUUUAAAGGCUACGGAGAGGGUACGGAAGGCGGCGUGGUGCUGGGAGUAGACCGCUACCCCAGCGGAGCGGAGCCGUGUGCCAUGGCUGAAGAGCACUGACUUUUUCCUUAAAUUCGGAACUCGAAAAGAAGCAACCCGUGAGUAGAUUGGAAUUCGGACUUUAAAAUAUCUAUUUGUAGAAUUUGAUACGACCGGGGAAUGUGUUAAAGGGAAGUCCGCACUCCCCUUCUGCAGACGAUUUAAAGCAAUAGCAGGAGAACUAAGUUGGAGAGUCUACCCCUUUGGGGUGAGUUAAAAAGACAUUAACUUUCACGAUUUGAUAAAGAAGUUUUGAGCUGGAGUGUAAGAGUGGAAUUUUAGAAGUUUUCUCUUGUGGUGUGUAACCCCCUUCCGGGCCCGGAGCGUCCUGCUUUUGAGCCUGUUGAAGAGGAAAGGAGUUUGACAGCUGUUAAAGCUGUCAAACGGGCAAUUAAAGUAAAGAGGCGUGUUGGUUAAGAUCUCCCGGGACUAACUGGGAUACGAUGGAAUUAAAGGGGUUCGUACCCAAGAAACAAAGAACGAGGCAGAGGACUGUUGGGAACAGAUGACUCAGUACCCAGAUUCCCUCUAGGGGAAUUCUGAGACAUUACAAUGGCUGCGGAUGGAAAUUUACUAGCUGAAAUAGAAAGAAUGUGUUACUUUGUGGGAACUUUACAAGAGCAGAGUCUGGCUAUGAAUAAACAACUUACGACCUUGACUUCUGGAAUAAGCAGCUCUGCUGAAUGUAUUGAGGAUCUGAAUGAGAAAAAAUCUGCAGCUGAACCGGAACAGAUAUCUCAAGAAUUGAAGGAGACUAAACAAGGAAAGGAGAAAGCACAGAUGGAAAGUACCAACCAGAAGCCUACACAUGUGGAUUAUAAACAAGAAGACCCUUGGAUUAUAUGGAUUACAAAUCUGCAAAAGAUGCGAAAGAUGAAGGAGGAGGCCCCUGGAGUACUUGGAAUUCAAGAACUUAAAAGAAAGAAGAAAUAUGAUGGGGGCCUCCAUUCUGAAUAUGAAGGACUGGUGGAACUUUUGCAGCAGUUGUCUCUAAGUUUUCUUGUGGGAAGAAAAUCUGGCUGGACUGGGACAGAACUCUUUCGAGAUCCGAAGACCAACAUAAAGGACUACCAACAAAACCGGCGGAGAGGGACUGAAAGAGACUUGAAGGCCUCGGAUGUGAUAAAUCCUGGCUAAGAACUGUUAUUUUAUAAAUGUACUGGGGAUGGGCCGAACGGGGUAUGGGAGGGGGGGAAAACAGAAUUUUAAAAAACACUUACGAUUUUUGGGUCUAGUCAAUAUGAUUGAUGCUUAAUAAAAAUGGGAAAUCGAUGGAAGGGAAUCUGAGCCCAACUUAGGAUAGAAUUAAUCUUCUACAAAAGAUGUAAUAUUAACAGGGUAAGGAGGUAAAAUAAUAACUUGCUGACAUAAUUAUGGGAAAUGGGAUGUAUGAAGGGGGGGUGGGGGGAAGUCAAGGACCAAAGUUAAGAAAGUAAGAUUUUUGAAAUUAUACAUGUUUUUUGUUUUUGUCUUUUACGUGUGUGUUAUGUCUUUAUAAAAUGUGAAAAACCAAUUAAAAAAUUAUAAAAAAAACAAAAAAAAGACAACUGUAGCUUCCACAGACUUUUUUUUCCCAAUGACUAGAUCUCAAUGCAUUUUGAGAUUACCUUUUCUUUCAAGGGGUACAACGGUAGGAUGGUAUUAAGAAGUCUCUCUAGGCAGGUGGUCCUCUGACCAGGUAUUGGAGCCUUCCUUACAGACCCACUGCAGGAGCAGAGCAAAGCUUUCGUCAUCGUUGCAAGUUGAGAGACCAAGGCCAUGUUCACUGAAAGCACCUAGAGCUACAAUUCAUAGAGUUCCCUGGGAAGAGGGAUUGACUGUUAACCUAACUGUGGAAAUCGUAGCUCCGGGAGGGGAAUAGGGGCCUCCUAACAGCGCCCUUAAUAAACCACAGCUCCCAUGAUUGUUUAAAGUGAUUUUAUCACACUUCAGACAUAUGGUGUGAAUGGCCUCUACCCAGCUCUUGUGCCCAUCAGUGGAAACGACUCCACCCUGCUCUGUGAUCUUGUGCACGUAGCAUUGAAGCGCUGGCUGCGACUGCUCAGAAAUUACUUUUGCUGGAUUUAACCUUCUUGCACCUUCUCUAACCCUUCCUCCUUGGCCUGUCGCCUUGACUUGCCUGUGGGCUGCUUGCUCCUAUUGCAUCUGCUGUCUCCCAAGCAGAUUUGUGCCUUAGCUUAGGUUGAUGUCUCCUUCUGUGCUUUCUCUCUUCUCCCUCUCUCUCUAGGUGGCUCCAGCAAUCCUGAAGAGGUGGUUAAGAAGUAUUUGGAAGAGCUGAAUGCACCCCCUGCUGAUGAGGUAAGCUGCAGAACGGCCCCAGGAGCCCCUCCAAGCUAGGAACGGAGCCCUCCCUAGAAACCAGGGGUGGGGAACCUCUUCCAGCCUGAGGCAAACCUCCAGGUGGUGGGUGGGGCCGGAGCCAAAAGUGGGCAGGGCAGUGAAUGCAAAUUUCUACAGUAGGCUUGUUUCUACACCCACCCACCCUCCCUUCUCUCUCUCCUCCAUCCAGGCAAGCCAGUGGCAUGAGUUCAAGCAAAUGUUCCAGCCAGGCAAAGCCACUGGCGGGUACAGAGCAGGGCUGGGGAGGGAUGUGGCCUGGAGAGAGUUCUGAGGGCCAGGUGAAGAGGCUCGGAGGGCCGCAUUUGGUCUCCAUGCCUGAGGUACAUCACCCCUGUUUAAAGUUGAGGGAGAAUGGAAGGGGAAAUGCAGCUUUCUUUAUUUGUUAAUUUUUGCUAAAUCGGUUAAAGAAACAUCACAAUAUAGGUUAGCUGUCAGGAGCCGGAGUCAGGCGUUAGGUCAGCGACAGCAAACACGUCCGUGAAGUUCUUCAAAGGAAGCAAAACAGCUCAGGCCCAGUGAGCACAGCAACUCGUCCCUGUAGGUCUUGCCCCGAUAAAGCAGUUGCGAGGAUUAAAGGUCUUUCCCACUGCUCUCUACGGCUCCUCCUCCUCUCCAUGGUCUUUCCCAAGCAGUCGCAGAUUGCGCACACAGCCGAUCUCUCCUCUGCUCUUCAUUUCUCUGCAUGUCCUGGGAGACCAGGGGGGAGGGUAGCUGGUUGCGGCAGGAGGGGGAGACGUCCUGGCUUCUUCAGCAGCCUGCCUCCACUCUGCCUCUUGACCCUGCUCUUCUCCAGCCUCCUCUUCUGCUUUAGUUGAAACACGGAUUCUCUCUGUCCAGGAUUGCAUCAUCUGCAUGGAAAAACUAGGCGCCCCUUCGGGCUACAGUGAUGCCUGCGAGAGCAAGACGAUCAGACCGGAGAGCGUGGGGAGGCUGGCCAAGUGCACCCACACCUUCCACCUCCUCUGUGUGCUGGCCAUGUACACGAGCGGCAAUAAGGUACUUGGUGGGUGGGGCAGGUUCAUGUGCAGAAGCAGCUACCCUUUCCUAAACAGCAUGGUGUGCAGUUGCUGCUGAGGGUAAUCAUUAUAGCAGGGAUGAUGCUGGUGCUCCAGCGAGGCGUAACCUUUAAGGUUGCUGGAAACUCAAGACCAGGGAUAGGGGCAGAAGUCUCAAUUCUCCAGCCGGCUCCUCCGGUACAUCAGCUUCAGCGAAUGCUCCAUCUAGAUUUCCAUCAAGACACACAUAUCCCAUAAGGAUUUUAGCUCAGAAAAGAACCAGGCGCAGGUUUAAGGUUCUUGCAUUAAUUUACGAAGCCCAGAACAACUCAUUAAUAUAUCAAUAUCUUCACCCACAAUUAUGAAUUUCUGUGCAAAAAAUCUUGCAAAUGGUUGAUUGACUGCAUUGUUAGUCCUUGAGAGAAAAAGAGGCCUCAAACUUUAGAAACGCCCUCUUUCGAUUUUAGAAAACUGCGAAAUGUUCUAACUUGCUUGCUUGCGCCUAUAUCAAAUGCCCUGGUUGUUUGGCUACAGGAAGCACCUUUAGCAAGAAACCGACUACUAAAAUGAAGUAUUAUUAUUGUGGUCCUGGUAAUUUCCUGCUCCAAUCUGCCCCUACAAAGUAUCAUUUGGACUCCUUAUGCCUACAAGCAUAUAGCUGAUGCAUUUGCUGUUGAAUCAAUCCAUCAAACUGAUGGAUGAUUUAGAAGGAUUGGGUCCGGCAUCAUUUUUGCUGCUCUUGUGUGCCAGUAUCCAUACUCAGCAGAGUUACAUCUCAACGCAGCUCCUUCCUUGGAAGUGUCUUUGCGGUAGAAGGCACACACAGUAGGCAAUGAACAAUCAUGGAUGCCAUAAAGAUUCAGUCGAGUGUAGAGGUUUAUUUGACAGGCAUAAAAGCAUAUUGGUAGCAAAUAUAUAUAGGCAUUCACCACUGCCGUGGUCAAGGCAUGCUUAGAGUCCAACAAGAGUCCAAGACACUCACUCUCUGCUUCUCUCACCAAAAGGCGCAAGCAAGAAACACACAUUAAGUUACGCAGAACCUUUGUUAUCAGUGCUUCCCGUCAUAAUGUGCAUGUCCAAAGAACAGUUCCCACAAAAAAUGUCCUUGCAUAGAUAGAACAAUCUCAGCCUUCUGCUGCUUCUUGAAACCACUUCUCUGUUCUUUUCUGUUUCUGGAACAAAUGGUUCUCACACACAGAGAGAGAAUAUCCAAAAUAUGCAUGUACCGAUCCCCUAGAGACCCCUGGGAAAAAGGGGUUUGUAGCCCUUGGAGAGACAUCCUCCUAACAACUCUCAGCACCUUGAACAAACUACGGCUCCUAGGAUUCUUGGGGAAAGCCAUGACUCUUUAAAGUGCUGUCACAGAGCUGUAAAUGCAUGGGGUGAAUGUGACCUAGAUGGUCAAGCAGCUCUGACUUUGUACAAGGACUUGCACCCCCAAACUCCUGUGGUUGCACACGGCUUUCUUUUUUUGCUGUGACCUAUCUUCUUGCUGAGCAGUCCCCUCUCCCUCCCACUACACACACCCAGGAGUCAAAAAAUUUUGCCUGGCCUUGGUAGCCAUCAAAACUUGGCUCCCCUCCCUUCCUGUAUUGCAGAGGAAAAGCAAAUACAUCUUCCUCCCAGAAGAUAAUGGGUGAAAAGAAAGGGCUAUGGCUUAGGCGCAAAGCAGCUGUUUUGCAUGCAAAAGGUCCCAGGUUCCAUCUCCCAUGGUAGGGCUGGGAGAAUUCCUUGCUUGAAACCCUGGAGAGCCAUUGCUGCCAGUCAGACGAUGCUGAACUAGAUGGGCUGUUGGUCUGACUCUGCAUGAAGCAUAUUCCUAUAUUACUAAGUCUAUAUUACUAAGUGCCUGGUGCCAAUUUGAAAGAGGUGCUCUCUGCCUCUUGUUGCCAGCUAUAACGAUGGCAGAAAGAACUCUUUCCUUCUGGCCAUCAGAAUAAAAUUUCUGGCUGCCACUGGUGACCGUAUUUGUGGGCUCAAGGAGAGUAGGCAUGCCAAUCUAUGUAAAAACUGUUACAGCCGGAGUGGGGUUGAAUAGGUGCUUCUGGGAACUUAAGGAGGUGAGUGAUUGCAAUCUCCUCCGCCCUUUGUGGUGUGCCUAGCGCCACAGACAAUAAGGGAAGUAAACUGGAUCCCAGGGGUGGGAUGCUGUGCUUCAGAGUUGUUCUCUGUAAGUAUAAGCAAAACUUCUUUAAAAGGAAUGGGGAGAUGCAGGCAAUAUGGAGCCUGCCUCAAAAAAUCCUGGGGCUCAGGCUCCCCACCCUGACACGUCCCCUGGUUCUCGGGGUUCUAAACCUUUCUUUGACCUGGUUUUUUACCUUCCAGGACGGCAGCCUCCAGUGCCCCUCUUGUAAGACCAUCUACGGGGAGAAGACAGGCACCCAGCCCAACGGGAAGAUGGAUGUCGCCAUACUCUCCGAGUCUCUCCCGGGGAAUGAGGACUGUGGCUCGAUACAGAUCAUGUACCACAUUAACAGGGGCAUUCAGGUGAGAAAGUUAGAAUGGAAUCAUAGAGUUGGACCCCACAGAUCAUCUAAUCCAACCCCCUGCUAUGCAGUGGCGUCAGCUAAGGAAGAGGGGAAAUCAUAGCUCAGGGGUGGAGCACCAGGGUUUGCAUGUUGGCUACCCCUGACUGUUGGCAUCCAUCUGUCUUGGGGGACAAUGGAGGAGUGUGCCUUUGGGGGUGAAGUCAAACCGCUGCAAGGUUGCAGCGCCUACUGUGGCUGUAGAGACCGACAUGGGAGAGACAUGUCCUGUUGCAGCUGGGGCAGUUGAAGGCAUCCGGUUGUGCUGCUGCAAAUGCACCACGGCAUUUCUUCUCUCUGCGCUCCUCCCAACAGCCAUUCCUCCUCUGGUCACUGCUAUGGGUGCACAACCUGACUGCCUGCAGGCACUGUGGACAUCUGUGAGGGAUUCCCACAUAUUGGGGUUGAUGUUGCCAGCUUUCAUGCCACAUUUGCAGACAUCUUCGUAACUCAGAGUUGGUCUGCCAACAGGCCUGACUGACAGCAUGCAAAGUACCCAUCUGAUACUUAACCAGCAACCCUUCCGACGUGUUCCUACACAGCACUGCCCCCUUCCUGCAGCCACCUCUGAAGCUAAGUGGGCAGUACAGCCAAUGACCGGAUUUCACAUGUAUGACCUUUGUCUCCCUUCCAGGGUCCGGAGCACCCCAACCCAGGCCGCCCAUAUUCUGCAAGGGGCUUCCCGCGCUACUGCUACCUGCCAGAUAACGAAAAGGGAAGAAAGGUAUGAUGGAGUCAGCACCUGCACUUACCUGUGGCAGUCAACUUUCAACAGUUAGAGGAGCUAGGAGGUCAGCCUUAGACAACCUGAUGCACUCCAGGGGUUUUGGACUACAAGUCCCAUCAUCCCUAGCAAGGGCUGCUGGGAGCUGGAACAACUUAGGUCCAGGGUACCUCAGGGACUCUCCCGAUCCCUUAUAUUCCAGCUCGAACUCCGGGAUUAUCUGCAGGAGCAGCUCUGGCUGCUCCCUGAGUAGGUGAGGCUCAUUUCACAACAACAAGGAACUGAGCCUUUAGUGUCGUCAGCCCAGUACUGUGGAACUCACCGCCACUGGAGAUUCAGCAAGGGCCUUCUGUAUUAAUUUUUAAAUGCCUGCUGAAAACUUUUCUAUAGAACACCUGGAGGGCAUUAGGUUGGUGAAGGCUGUAAUAGAGGAGAGGGGUGAGCACAAGCUUAUGUCUUCUUUAUUGCCUGUAUUUUAAUAGAUUUGCUUCUUAUAUUGUUCAGAUUCUGUUAAAAGUUUGAUUACUUUUAACAAUAAUAUUUUAUAUGGUUUUAGCUUUUUGUAUUUUAUCUGUACCAUGUUUUAAUUAGUGUAAGUUCCAUUGAGCCCCAGAAUGAGGGAAAAGGCAGGAUAUAAAUAUUAUUAUUAAUGGUAGUAGUAAUAAUAAAUGUAAGAUGCAGUGGGGGACACUGGUAACUGUCCUGGCCAAAACCCCAUCCAACACCAGGGACAGCUAAGAAAGGAGGUGAGAUGUAAGGACUGGCAAACACCUCUCGAUGAAUGCAGAACAAAGCCAAAUUAGAACUUCCCCAUCGCUCAAAUUCAGCUCAAAACGGCACCAGCUUCAUAGAGACAGUUCACACUUACAACCAAGGUCCAUUCGCCCACAUGGUUGCAGGGUGCCAUCUACUGUCAUCUACCAUCCAAAACUGCCAUGGCCAAGACGGGGAGGGGUGCCCUCACUCUGAUUUGGCUUCACAACAAUGCAUUGUCACUGGCAGCAGUGGCCUCCAUUACGCCAACAAGUUAGUUCUGGGUGAGGGCAAAGCUUAACGCCCUCACUCUGAUUUGGCUUCACGGCCACACAGUGUCACCAGCAGAGAUGGCCUCCAUUGAAUCAGCAAGUCAGUUUUGAGUGACCUCCCUCCCUCCCUCUUGCCAGGUCUUGGAGCUCUUGAAGGUGGCCUGGAGGAGGAGACUGAUCUUCACCAUUGGGACGUCCAGCACAACAGGAGAAAGCAACACCGUGGUGUGGAACGAGAUCCACCACAAGACAGAGAUGGACUCCAACACCUCGGGGCACGGCUAUCCAGACCCCAACUACCUGGACAAUGUGCUAGCCGAGCUGGCAGCUCAGGGGGUCACGGAGGACUGCUUGAGAUCCUGAUCACCCGCGUCAGUCGGAUGGAGCCCGCUCCUGCACCUUCGGACUGCAGGCACCCCUCUCGAGGGUCGCCGCCGCUACAGCCAGUUGCCCCUGUUGCCUUAAGCUCGCUUGCCCCCUUUCUCUGAGCAAUAAUGCUGUCUCUGGGAUCGCCUGGUUGCAGGGAGGAGGUUUCUCUACUCCGUUUUGUAUCUUUCUAAGGGCUUAGCCCAGCCUGAAUGUACGCAGCGAAACCUUCUCCCCCCUGUAUAGAAGAAAUGCAUAAAAGGACAGUGACUUUAACUCUCCCCUCGUUGCCUUCUUCCGCAGUAUGCGGUUGCCGAUGGGGAGGCGGGGCUUGGAGGUGCCUUUCAUGCAAUGUGGGCUUGCCUGCUCUGGGUGGCAACCUGCAGGGGGCGCUGCAUCUUCCUCCUGCAUUGCAGAUCCUGCAUUUGAGCAAGGAAGUCUGUCUUCACGCAGCACUGAGUUAAACCCCGGAGCUCCCUCCCAGAGGAGGCAGUGAUGUCCGCCUGCUUUGGAUGGCCUUAAAAGACAAAAUAUCUGAGGAGAGGGCAAUGAUUGACUAUGCUCUGCUUCCACAGUUUGAAGCAGCAACAUUUCCCAAUACCUGUUGCUGGAAGCCAUAAGAGGGAAGAGUGCUCUUGUGUGCGAAUCCUGCUUGCUAUCUAGUUGGCCGAUACGAGAACAGAACGCUGGACCAGAUGGGCUGUCGGCCUGAUUCGGCAUCUUCUCGUGUUAUAUGCCCUCCAAGGUCACUUCCUGUGUGCAGAAGUUUGCAGAGCAGGGCGAAGAGCUGUAGUUGAGACUUCUCCAUGAUCUGCUCAUCUUCUCUGUGCAGAGAGAUGUAGAGGCAGGGCAGCAUUCAUUUAGGAGGUCUCUUUCCGUGCCUGGGAUCCAGGAUGGUGUUGCUCUUUGGGAAGCGGUGGGCUCUCCUCCACCAGAUGGUGACCUUUCAGGGAGGCCACCAUUGCCUCCCACAUGGCAGGAAGCAGGUUAGGCUGGAUGACCUCUGAGGUCCCUUUCAGCUCUAUGAGUCUGUGCACCAAAGUGUGCAGAGCAGGACAUCCAGAACAGCCCCAAACGCCUGAAAUGAGUUUCCUAUGAGAAAAGGCUACAGCCUUUGGGCUUCUGAAUUCAGGGUGGGAAGGCAAGUAAAGGAGAGGGGACUUGAUGGAAGAUGUUUAAACGAUGCAUGGCGCGUGGAGUAAAAGGAUAGAGGGAUGCUCUUCUUCCUCUCCCAGCCAAGGGAAGUCCUCCUUCACACAGCAGAUAGUUGGAUUGUGGAACUCUCUCCCACAGGAGCCACUCGUGACCACUAGAAUCCCAAUACUCUGCUUGAAAUGUGCCAUCAACCUACAGAGAAGCUGCUGGCAGCUCUGUGUCCUUUGGAGCUGAAGUAAAAUAGACCCCCUGCAUCAGUAAAAGCAGGAAUUAACACCCUGCAUGCGUUAUGCAAAUCAAAUAGGUUUGCAUAAUGUUAUUCUCCAUAAUUCUGCAUAAUUUUUAUUACUAUGCUAGUCAUACGGAGAAGUAAAGUCUUACUCAGCUACCCUUUCAGCCUUCUGAGAUAAUAUGGCCUGUCUUUGCCUACAUACUUUGAAGUGUAUUUUCACAGCCAUAAGGACUUGCUUACCAAAAGAACUUCAGCCCCUGAAAUUUGAGAUUCUCAGGAUGCUGAGAAUUGUAUAACCAUUAUGUGGUUGCUUGGUUUUAAUGCUACGGAGCUGGAAUCCUCACAGAGUCACCAAAGUUUCUUGGUAACUCCCCAUCUGAAUCGCUAUUUUGGGGCUGUGCUGAUUUGUCAACAAAAAGCAGUUUCAGGGCCUUGGCAGCCUGUUCAGACAUGACGUGUAACCCUUUAUUCCCUUUUCCAAUCAAAUUUUGUAACUGCUGGAGCGCCAUCAGGCCUAAAGAUAACUUUGAUCCCUAAGAUUUUGGAAGGUAAGGGUGUUGUAGUUUGGGAGUGAUUUUCCCACUUUAAGCACUGGACAAAGGAAUGGAGGAGUGGAAGUUUCCAUUGGGACAAAGCUCACACUCAUUGCCCGCUGCCAUUUUUUAUUGCAGCGUAGCAAAUGAAUAAAGAUUAUGCCAAGGUUGACCAUAAGAGGGAGACAUAUGAUCCACAUUGGAGAUGGAAGAUCAAAUCUCUGUCCAACGUGAGAUUCAUAUCCCCAUGGGCAGGGCUCAACAAUCCAGGCUUUUCUCUCUUUCCCAGCUACUGGCAGACCUUCCCAGUUUCUCCAGCUUCUGAGAAUUCAGACACCUUUUUGAAUUUCUCUGGCCUCCUGUGGACUAGGAAGUUGGUUUUGACAUCAAAGCGGGCCCAGCCUUCAAGCAAAGCCGACUUACCCCUGUGCUGUCUUUGCUGAUCUGUAUGAAUGUCCUAAAGCUGAGCUAUGUGUGGCUUAUUUGGUUCAUGAGCCUGACAAAGUUUUGAAUCUAGACCAUAAAUGCUCAGCUGCUGGGAACGGAGAGCAUAAUAACCUCUAAACAAUAAAUACUUUUGCACAGAA